Molecule: messenger RNA, 891 nt
Organism: Hyposmocoma kahamanoa
Lineage: Eukaryota; Metazoa; Arthropoda; Insecta; Lepidoptera; Cosmopterigidae
Product: transmembrane protease serine 9-like
Exons: 6
Coding region: 1-774 (257 amino acids)
Biological process (GO): proteolysis
Molecular function (GO): serine-type endopeptidase activity
Source: RefSeq, a predicted model, not a curated record
AUGUGUCGCUUUGAAGUGCUGUGUGUGUUCUUGUUUGUGGAUUUGGCGCUUAGUUAUAUUAAUUUGGCAGACGUGGAAUGUGGCAUAGACGUGGCAAGACGUGGACGCAUAGUUGGGGGGACGGACAGCCUCCCUGCAGAGUUCCCCUGGGCGGCAAGUUUGUGGCGCCAGGGCACACAUCAAUGCGGCGCCACGGUGUUAAAUGACAGGUGGCUGUUGACUGCUGGUCAUUGUGUUUGUAGUGUGUUCGAUGAGUUCUACAAAUCGAAACAGUUGACAGUCGUAGUGGGUUACACGGAUAUUUCGUCGAAAGAAGAAAACGAGGCAUUGUCCAAAAUUAUACCUCAUCCGCAGUACAGCGAAAUUGAGGAUCUUAUUAUGUCAAUAAUCAAUCCAGACUUUUUUAAAUCAGGGUCGCGACCUAACGUCCUCCAAAAAACGGAUGUGGUAGUGGUGACAAAUGACGAGUGCAACCAAUGGUACCAGUCUCAGGGCAGCAAAGUGAAGGUCAUCUCCACACAGAUGUGCGCUGGUCAUGAACAGGGAGGCAGGGAUUCUUGUUGGGCUGACAGCGGUGGUCCCCUAAUGAUCAAAGGAGAUAAAGGGCGUGCUAUGGUAGUCGGAGUUGUCUCAACUGGCAGCGGCUGUGCAAGAGCACGAAUGCCCGGGAUCUAUACUAGAGUAUCGAGAUAUACUGACUGGAUUGUUCAGAGUGUAAAUGACGAUGAAGUUAAAUUAGGCAAUUCGUACAGAAAAUUGUUUAGAACUGGUUGAAAUAAAUGAAAAAUUUGUAGAAAGGAUUUUGACUUGGUGAUUACAAAACGAUUAUUGUUCGAGAGUUGUCUGCGCUGAGUAUGCAAAUGACAACAAAGCAUCAAUAAAAUAAAACAA